Nomascus leucogenys (northern white-cheeked gibbon) is the source of this 2598-nucleotide messenger RNA. RefSeq names its product forkhead box D3 (gene FOXD3). Gene Ontology annotation, molecular function: DNA-binding transcription factor activity, RNA polymerase II-specific; RNA polymerase II cis-regulatory region sequence-specific DNA binding. Gene Ontology annotation, biological process: cell differentiation; anatomical structure morphogenesis; regulation of transcription by RNA polymerase II. The record is from RefSeq and is a predicted model, not a curated record. Lineage: Eukaryota; Metazoa; Chordata; Mammalia; Primates; Hylobatidae.
UUAAGUAGAAAGUAAUCUAUCAGGCCAGUCCUUAAAACGGGACUUUCGACUACCGGGGCUUCGGCGUCCCUGACACCCAGCCCCCUGCCCCCCCGCUACUGUCCCUGCCUGCGCCCUCCCGAGCUGCUCGGCGCCCGGCGUCCCGCGCCCGCCUGGACCGCUCCUGCGCCCCACGCCAGGGCCAGAGGCCGAGGAAGGCGGGCUAAGUGAGGGGGCGCGGCGUGGAGAACCGCCGGGGCCGAGAGCCGUAGCGAGCGCCUAGUACCGAGCGCCAGGGACGGCAGGAGUUCGCGGAGCACGGCCGCUGGGGGCAGACGGCAGAGCCCGCGCCGCGCGAUGCGGGGCCGCCGAGUGUGAGCUGAGCCCAGCGGGCCCCAAGCCACCUGCGGCCCCCUCCCCUCUCCCUGCCCCCCAUCUUUCGGGGGCCCUCAAACCCUCUUCCCCUGAGCUCCGCGGCAGCCCCCGACCACCCCCAUCGCCCGCUGCCCCCUCCCCGCCGCCGCUACCAACCCCGAGGAGGGAUGACCCUCUCCGGCGGCGGUAGCGCCAGCGACAUGUCCGGCCAGACGGUGCUGACGGCCGAGGACGUGGACAUCGAUGUGGUGGGCGAGGGCGACGACGGGCUGGAGGAGAAGGACAGCGACGCGGGUUGCGAUAGCCCCGCGGGGCCGCCGGAGCUGCGCCUGGACGAGGCGGACGAGGUGCCCCCGGCGGCACCCCAUCACGGACAGCCUCAGCCUUCCCACCAGCAGCCCCUGGCAUUGCCCAAGGAGGCGGCCGGAGCCGGCGCCGGACCGGGGGGCGACGUGGGCGCGCCGGAGGCGGACGGCUGCAAGGGCGGUGUUGGCGGCGAGGAGGGCGGCGCGAGCGGCGGCGGGCCUGGCGCGGGCAACGGUUCGGCGGGAGGCCUGGCCCCGAGCAAGCCCAAGAACAGCCUAGUGAAGCCGCCCUACUCGUACAUCGCGCUCAUCACCAUGGCCAUCCUGCAGAGCCCGCAGAAGAAGCUGACCCUGAGCGGCAUCUGCGAGUUCAUCAGCAACCGCUUCCCCUACUACCGGGAGAAGUUCCCCGCCUGGCAGAACAGCAUCCGCCACAACCUCUCACUCAACGACUGCUUCGUCAAGAUCCCCCGCGAGCCGGGCAACCCGGGCAAGGGCAACUACUGGACCCUGGACCCGCAGUCCGAGGACAUGUUCGACAACGGCAGCUUCCUGCGGCGCCGGAAACGCUUCAAGCGCCACCAGCAGGAGCACCUGCGCGAGCAGACGGCGCUCAUGAUGCAGAGCUUCGGUGCCUACAGCCUGGCGGCGGCGGCCGGCGCCGCGGGACCCUACGGCCGCCCCUACGGCCUGCACCCGGCGGCGGCGGCGGCCGGUGCCUAUUCGCACCCGGCAGCGGCGGCGGCCGCGGCGGCUGCGGCGGCGCUCCAGUACCCGUACGCGCUGCCGCCGGUGGCGCCGGUGCUGCCUCCCGCCGUGCCGCUGCUGCCCUCGGGCGAGCUGGGCCGCAAAGCGGCCGCCUUCGGCUCACAGCUCGGCCCGGGCCUGCAGCUGCAGCUCAAUAGCCUGGGCGCCGCCGCGGCCGCUGCGGGCACAGCGGGCGCCGCGGGCACCACCGCGUCGCUCAUCAAGUCCGAGCCAAGCGCGCGGCCGUCGUUCAGCAUCGAGAACAUCAUAGGUGGGGGCCCCGCGGCUCCCGGAGGCUCGGCGGUGGGCGCUGGGGUCGCCGGCGGCACUGGGGGUUCCGGGAGCGGCAGCACGGCGCAGUCGUUUCUGCGGCCACCCGGGACUGUGCAGUCGGCAGCGCUCAUGGCCACGCACCAACCGCUGUCGCUGAGCCGGACGACUGCCACCAUCGCGCCCAUUCUGAGCGUGCCACUCUCCGGACAGUUUCUGCAGCCCGCAGCCUCGGCCGCCGCCGCUGCUGCCGCCGCCGCUCAAGCCAAAUGGCCGGCGCAAUAGGGACGCGCCAAUGGCCGGGACCCAGGGCCCGGCGGCGGCCUCGAGCAGCAGCUGCACCUCCAGGCUGCGCGCCCCGUCCCGAGCCCGGUCCCGGUCCCGCUCCCGUUGCCCAAUCCUGGACUCUGCCUCUCCCCCAUUUCCUUUCCCCUGAGCCCCCAACGCCUACCUUCCGCGGCCUCCACCCCCUCGCGCACGCUUAAGCUGGUCGAGCAAACUCACCGCGCGCCCGCCGGGGAUAGCUUUCCAUACAGGUAAAACCGAAAACCGAAUUUUCCAAAAAUGCACUCCGACGGCCCCUGUUCUUAGUACCGUGGGGAUGGGAGGGAAAUUCUUUGUAUAUAUUUGUAAAAAAAUUAUUGACUUUCCUUUUGGGGUUUUUAUUUUUUUAAGAAAAAACAAAUUCCGUAGAUUUAGAGCUCUGAACUUUCAUUUUUUUUGAAGGUUCACUCUCCGAAGUUUUAUCUGAGAAAAGAAUGUAUGGAGACGUUGGGAGAUUUUAAAUAUAAAAAAUUUUCAAAAAGGCAAACAGUGUCAUUCUAUUAUAAAAGUCUGUUUAUAUAUGAAUGAAUAUAUAUGGUAUUCUAAAUGUUAUUCCAUCGUGUUGUACACAACUUUGUAAAUAAAUUUUUAAAAUGCC